GCCUAUUAGUCAGUCAGUGUGAUUCGGUGACACUGAUCAAGCACAUUUCUUCCGGGCGGUUGGUGAAACAGCGUUAAGAACCCAGCGUUUAAGAAACUUCAGUCUGAAUUUAUUUGGGUCAACGGAUCAUGUCUGCUUUCAGAUCCUCCUUCACUAUUGAGAGCAUUCUUUCGCGGCCAACCCACCAGCGAUGUGUGCCUUACACAAUUCCACACCCGUACCCAAUUAUCCCAGCCCUGGCUCCAGGCUAUAUCGGAUUUCCGCGAUUCGAGGAUCUUUUACGUUCACAACCGAAACGUAAAAGACGACACCGAACGAUAUUCACCGAGGAACAACUCGAACUGCUUGAAGGAACGUUUCAGAAAACUCAUUACCCUGAUGUUCUUCUUCGGGAGGAACUCGCCAUGAAGGUGGAACUCAGAGAAGAACGCGUCGAGGUUUGGUUCAAAAAUCGAAGAGCAAAGUGGAGAAAACAAAAACGCGAAGAUCAGGAAGUUAAAAAGAAGAAAACACAAGCUGAUUCCACGACAACAUUAAUACCAACGAUUGAAGAGGAAAUACCAAUACAGAACGAAGAAAAUGAUAGAGACGAUUUGUACAACAUACAUGCACCCAAAGAAAACAAGGAUUCGUGCGUGGUUCCUCAGCCUUUCGCUGAAACAUCAAAUCUUGAUGCAAACACAUCCGGGCGACCGCUGACAUGGAAUUCUUUUUAAUAUUUCCAAAUACGUAUGGAUGACACAAUAUUCGUAGAUACACUGUACAAUGUAUAUUAUUACACAGUCAAGUAGAAAUACAUAUUAUUUAUUGUUUAUAUUAUAAUGAGACUGAGAAGAUAAACAUUGAAAUCAUAGCAUGUAAAUUAGUUAUUAAAACUAUGUACAAAGUCUGUCAGAGUUAAAAAUAUAUUAUUUUGGAUUUUAGAUUUUUCAAGUUUAGUUUAACUUGAUUAAUUCAGAUCAGCCUGCUAAGACUUGUGGGAGCCUCGUUAUGCUGUAUCUCUUUUCAAGCCAGUCUUUCGCAGUGGAAAGUGUGUACAUCAACCUGGUGCUGACUAGUAAAGAGUUAAUAAAAUAUUGGAUUGUACAUA
Molecule: messenger RNA, 1090 nt
Organism: Stylophora pistillata
Lineage: Eukaryota; Metazoa; Cnidaria; Anthozoa; Scleractinia; Pocilloporidae
Product: homeobox protein goosecoid
Biological process (GO): regulation of transcription by RNA polymerase II
Molecular function (GO): DNA-binding transcription factor activity, RNA polymerase II-specific; RNA polymerase II transcription regulatory region sequence-specific DNA binding
Source: RefSeq, a predicted model, not a curated record